Molecule: messenger RNA, 315 nt
Organism: Penicillium psychrosexuale
Lineage: Eukaryota; Fungi; Ascomycota; Eurotiomycetes; Eurotiales; Aspergillaceae
Product: transcriptional regulator family TF
Exons: 2
Source: RefSeq, a predicted model, not a curated record
CAGGAGAUUUCCGCUGAAGUGCUCGAAAACCAGACGAAUCUGCAACAUGGAAAAAGCGAUUAUCAUCAGCAGGUGUGGAAUCGAACAGACAUCUGGAUGCCAAGCAAAGACUGCAGUGAUAUUUUAUUGCAUCACGGCUUUACCUGGACCUCAUGGAUCCAUUUUGCUGUUCAUCUGCAGACAUUCGAGCUGGAGCAUGAGUCUGCUUGGAUAAACGGGGUAUUCCUUGAUGGCGAUCCUCUCUGGCUUGCUAUAUAUUUUGGCUUCAUAGCAAUGAGUCUGAUGCUUAUGGAUGAGGAUGAAGUUUACGGAUGA